Molecule: messenger RNA, 1944 nt
Organism: Megalops cyprinoides (Indo-Pacific tarpon)
Lineage: Eukaryota; Metazoa; Chordata; Actinopteri; Elopiformes; Megalopidae
Product: pyruvate dehydrogenase E1 component subunit alpha, mitochondrial-like
Exons: 12
Coding region: 1-1203 (400 amino acids)
Biological process (GO): pyruvate decarboxylation to acetyl-CoA
Cellular component (GO): intracellular membrane-bounded organelle
Molecular function (GO): pyruvate dehydrogenase (acetyl-transferring) activity
Source: RefSeq, a predicted model, not a curated record
AUGCAAAAUAUGCUGACCAUCAUUUCCAACGUGUUGAGGGGCAACGUCAGCAAAAAUGGGUCUCAGGCUGUUUCAGAGGGAGCCAGAGUGGUCGUGUCGACACGCAGCUACGCUGACUUCACCCCCCAAGCCACCUUCGACAUCAAGAGCUGUGAGAUACACCGUCUGGAGAUGGGCCCACCGGUCCAGGCGGUUCUGACCCGCGAGGAGGGGCUGCGAUACUACCGCUCCAUGCAGACCAUGAGGAGGAUGGAGCUGAAGGCCGACCAGCUGUACAAGCAGAAGAUCAUCAGAGGCUUCUGCCACCUGUACGACGGGCAGGAAGCGUGUGCAGUUGGGAUCGAGGCGGGAAUCAACCCCACAGAUCACCUGAUCACCGCGUACCGCUCCCACGGCUACACCUUCACCCGCGGCAUACCUGUGAAGGAGAUCCUGGCUGAGCUCACAGGUCGGAGGGGGGGCGUGGCCAAGGGGAAGGGUGGGUCCAUGCACAUGUAUGCUAAGCACUUCUACGGAGGGAACGGCAUUGUGGGAGCUCAGGUUCCCCUGGGGGCGGGCGUGGCUCUGGCCUGUCAGUACCAAGGGAAUAAUGAAGUGUGUGUCACCCUCUACGGAGAUGGAGCCGCAAACCAGGGCCAGAUAUUCGAGUCGUACAACAUGGCGUCGCUAUGGAAACUGCCCUGCAUCUUCGUCUGUGAGAACAACAAGUACGGCAUGGGGACAUCAGUGGAGCGCGCCUCCGCCAGCACCGAGUACUACAAGCGCGGAGACUUCAUCCCCGGGUUCAGGGUGGACGGGAUGGACAUCCUGUGUGUGAGGGAGGCCACCCGAUUCGCUGCGGACCACUGCAGGGCAGGGAAGGGCCCCAUUCUUAUGGAACUGCAGACGUACCGUUACCAUGGACACAGCAUGAGUGACCCUGGGGUCAGUUACCGCACGCGUGAGGAGAUUCAGGAGGUGCGUAGUAAGAGUGACCCCAUCUCCAUGCUGAAGGACCGUAUGCUGAGUACCAACAUGGCCAGCGUGGAGGAGCUGAAGGAGAUUGACGUGGAGAUCAGGAAGGAGAUCGAGGAGGCGGCUCAGUUUGCCACCAGUGACCCCGAGCCCCCGCUGGACGAGCUCUGCAACCACAUCUUCUACAACGACCCUCCCAUGGAGGUGCGCGGCACCAACCCCUGGAUGAAGCUGAAAUCCGUCAGCUGAGCGGCCCUACCACACCCCGCUGUACACCCCAGAACUGCACACACCCCACCACACGCCUAAAACAUUCCACCCCACACCCCCCCCAGCACAGACACACUGACACGUCCCAGUGAUGCUGUAUUAGAGGUCAUUAGAGGUCACAGUCCAGUGAUUAUGUUAGGGAUCAUCAGAGGUCACAUCUCAGUGAUUCUGUUAGGGAUCAUCAGAGGUCACAUCUCAGUGACGCUGGUAGAGGUCAUCAGAGGUCAGCCAGUGUUAGCAGCCCAGGCAGGGUCCUGAGAAUGUGUUUCUGUUUUAUUUCUGUUUGCUUAGUUUUACUUCUAUUGGGUUUUCUAGUAUAGUUAACCUACAUUAACUACACUGAAUCAUAUUACCAGUACUGAGGGAUGAGUGGUGAUGGGUUUGUGUGUGAUGUGUUGGAGAAAGAUUGCUGUGUGUGUGUAUGUUAGGGUGUGGUUCAGGUGGAGGAGUAUUAGCUGUAGUUCGACCCCACAGAGCUGUAAACCUGUGUAUGUGGACCAAGCGACAGGACAGUGUGAGCUGAAACAGAGCAGUGUAGAAUCUCUCUCUCUCCUGCUCCCUCUGCCCACCCCUCUCUCCUGAUGGUGAGUUCUGCUGUGUCUUUAAGAGAUGCUGUGGGAGAGUGCUCUCAUUCCAGCCAGCCAGAGCUCCGUCCCAGAGAAUUUCACCACUCCAUUUGUUGUAGGAGAAGCUGUCUGUGCUCGAGAGAAGGAAUAAAGA